Messenger RNA from Nomascus leucogenys (northern white-cheeked gibbon), 3364 nucleotides. It is a transcript of the gene ARSG, whose product is annotated as arylsulfatase G. The record is from RefSeq and is a predicted model, not a curated record. NCBI's taxonomy places the organism in Eukaryota, Metazoa, Chordata, Mammalia, Primates, Hylobatidae. Gene Ontology annotation, molecular function: arylsulfatase activity.
GCCGGCCCACGUGGACCUGAGCCGCGCCGGGCGCGCGCCCGCCCGCCUGCAGCCUGGGCUGGGGGUCACGGAAGGAAACCUUACAGAAACAUGAAGCCCUCAACCAUCUGGAACUCACUUAUUCGAGGCUGACUGCGGCUUCUAGAACAUCCAGGUGUUCUGCAGAUGCAAGAACUCAUCCUGUAGUCACCAGAUGGAGUCCCAAACAGCCAAACAGAUGUAAGGCCUGUGCUGUGGCUCUGAGGCCCUGAAUACAGACGGGUCAUUUUCUUAGUGGCCAAAGAGCAGUUGUCGACAUUGAUGUCUAAUUAUUGAACACGACCAGUCAUUUUACUGAGCUGCGGUGAGGAAACACUGACCAUAGAAGAUCAAGCCAAAUUAGGGAUUGCAAAUUUCCUGAUUCUUUUGAAUUAGGAUUCCAGAUGGGGGCCUCAUUUCUAUAGCCCCCAACAUUCCUCUAGCCGUUAUCACUGCCAUCACCGCUGCCACCAGCAUCUUCUUGCAGACUCCACCCCUGCUCCCUAGAGACUUCCUGCUUUGAAAGUGAGCAGAAAGGGAGCUCUCAGAAAAGUCUCUAGUGGUGGCUGCCGUCACUCCAGACAAUCAGAAUCCUGCCUUAACCACCAUGGGCUGGCUUUUUCUAAAGGUUUUGUUGGUGGGAGUGAGUUUCUCAGGAUUUCUUUAUCCUCUCGUGGAUUUUUGCAUCAGUGGGAAAACAAGAGGCCAGAAGCCAAACAUUGUGAUUAUUUUGGCUGAUGACAUGGGGUGGGGUGACCUGGGAGCAAACUGGGCAGAAACAAAGGACACUGCCAACCUUGAUAAGAUGGCUUCGGAGGGAAUGAGGUUUGUGGAUUUCCAUGCAGCUGCCUCCACCUGCUCACCCUCCCGGGCUUCCCUGCUCACUGGACGACUUGGCCUUCGCAAUGGAGUCACACGCAACUUUGCAGUCACCUCUGUAGGAGGCCUUCCGCUCAACGAGACCACCUUGGCAGAGGUGCUGCAGCAGGCGGGUUACGUCACUGGGAUGAUAGGCAAAUGGCAUCUUGGACACCACGGCUCUUAUCACCCCAACUUCCGUGGUUUUGAUUACUACUUUGGAAUCCCAUAUAGCCAUGAUAUGGGCUGUACUGAUACUCCAGGCUACAACCACCCUCCUUGUCCAGCGUGUCCACAGGGCGAUGGACCAUCAAGGAACCUUCAAAGAGACUGUUACACGGACAUGGCCCUCCCUCUCUAUGAAAACCUCAACAUUGUGGAGCAGCCGGUGAACUUGAGCAGCCUUGCCCAGAAGUAUGCUGAGAAAGCAACCCAGUUCAUCCAGCACACAAGCACCAGCGGGAGGCCCUUCUUGCUCUAUGUGGCUCUGGCCCACAUGCACGUGCCCUUACCCGUGACUCAGCUACCAGCAGCCCCACGGGGCAGAAGCCUGUAUGGUGCAGGGCUCCAGGAGAUGGACGGUCUGGUGGGUCAGAUCAAGGACAAAGUCGACCGCACAGCGAAGGAAAACACAUUCCUCUGGUUUACAGGAGACAAUGGCCCAUGGGCUCAGAAGUGUGAGCUAGCAGGCAGUGUGGGUCCCUUCACUGGAUUGUGGCAAACUCGUCGAGGGGGAAGUCCAGCCAAGCAGACGACCUGGGAAGGAGGGCACCGGGUCCCGGCACUGGCUUACUGGCCUGGCAGAGUUCCAGUUAAUGUCACCAGCACUGCCUUGUUAAGCGUGCUGGACAUUUUUCCGACUGUGGUAGCCCUGGCCCAGGCCAGCUUACCUCAAGGACGGCGCUUUGAUGGUGUGGACGUCUCCGAGGUGCUCUUUGGCCGGUCACAGCCUGGGCACAGGGUGCUGUUCCACCCCAACAGUGGGGCAGCUGGAGAGUUUGGAGCCCUGCAGACUGUCCGCCUGGAGCGUUACAAGGCCUUCUACAUUACCGCUGGAAAAGAAGUGCCUGCUCUCAACUCAAGAACCAAUGGCAUCAUCAGUGGAAUUAAAAGGAAGUCCCAUGAUUCUAAAUGAUUCUCACCUUGGUAUUUAAAGUAUUGCAUGUCAAACUUUAGCAGAAGCUUUGAAACCCUGAGGGAUUUCCCCCACUUACUUGCCGGUUCAGCCUUAUGGACAAGAUGUUGCUGGAGUAGCUGUAAUUACAGAUCUCUGUGCCUUUCUUGAAGUGAUACACGUUCAUCUGCCGUGGUUUUGUGUGACUGACUACCACCACCAGGCUGCUGGAGAAGAGGCGCUCCACGAUGUAGACGUCCGGGAUUUCAUCUGGGAGGAAAAGCAGCCGGGAGGUUACAUGGAUGGAUCACUUCCAAAAACGAUUCCAGCCUCCAUGACACUGGGCCCGGCGCAGGCCAGGUUCCAAAGGUUCUCCAGGUCUUGCCGGCCAGGCGCCCUCUCUGAGCUUGCAUUGACAGUGAUCCACCAUGCCCCCCAUCCUGCCAGGUGGCUUUUUACCCUCUCCCAGGGAGCACUUUCAGAGUCCUUUCCAAAUAUCUAAAGUAAAGAAAACACUAGUGGCCUGGCAUGGUGGCUCACGCCUAUAAUCCCAGCACUUUGGGAGGCUGAGGCAGGAGAAUCACUUGAGGCCAGCCUGGCUAACAUGGCAAAACCGCAUCUCUACUAAAAAUAUUUUAAAAAUUAGCCAGGUAUGGUGGUGCACAUCUGUAAUCCCAGCUACUCAGGAGGCUGAGGCAGGAGAAUCACCUGAACCCAGGAGGAAGAGAUUGCAGUGAGCCGAGAUCAUGCCACUGCACUCCAGCCUGGGCGACAAGCAAGACUCCAUCUCAAGAAAAGAAAAAGAAAACACUAGUGACUAGACUGCAAAGUCAGAGCAAAGGCAGACAGCUGCCUCUGAGGCUGCCUGAGUAGUAGAAUCUCCCCUCCAGACCCUAGGGCUCCACUGUUUGCUGUGUCAAACAUGUUUGGAAUAUCCGAACAAUUUUCAUCUACCCUUUCCCUGAGAGAUUUCAAAGGCGUGACUUCUCAGUUGGGAACCUCUGCUUCAGAAUUCUUCUUGUCCCGCUAGAGGGGUGCCGACAUGGGAGGGGACAGUAACACAGUUAAAUCUGUACUCCCCCUACCCCCCAUCUUGCUGUGCUCCCUGGAUCUCUUUCCUGCUGAAAACCAUCUGGACAUCAGUAUUAUGACAAGGAAAGUACUUCUGUACUCAGGAAGAAGUUAGUUAAUGACCCUCCUGAGCUCAAAGGUUAUGGCUUUGAUGUCUUUCUGAGCAUGUUCUUUUCAUACGUGUGCCUUUCUUCCACUUGGAAAAGGCCCACAGGGAACUAUGUGGGACAUAGAGCAAAAAAUUCACAAAAAUGGUAUAAUAAAGAUAACAUCUUACAAAUAAAGUAGGAGCCCAAAAUAUUA